AUGGAUGCAGUAGAAAUGAAAAGGUGGUGUAACGAAUAUCAGUUACUGUCUGCUAAUGCCAUAGUUCUGAGUGGUGUUUCUGAUGUGACAGACGAUGUUUUACUUGCAGCUCUUGGCACAGUCAAGGCUUUUGGAAAGUCCAAAAUAGUAGAUAAACGCACAGAUGCGACUACCAAGUCUGACUUUGUACUUGUUACAACCUCUGCCAACGUGACUGGACAGACGUUACCGGAUGAUGUCGGCAUUCCUGGCGAAGUUGGUCCAUGGCCUGUUCAUGUGCUGCCUGUGCCUCCAAAAUGUGAGAAGUUUCAAGCUAAGCUGCUGACAUUCCUUCGUAGUGAGGGCAAGAGCAUUGCUGAUGUUAAAGGACUGUUAGACCCUACCCCUUUAGAUGUAAACAGUGCUCUCGUCAAUGCCAUCAGCUCUCUUGUGGACAAGUGCAACUCUUCACCUGCUGAUACUCAAAGCUACAGAAAGCUGCGGAUGUUCUCAGGGGUGAUACCGACCCCUAGUGGAGAAGAGGAGUAUGAUGCUUGGGCAGAGCAAACUACACACAUGCUGGAAGAAUGGCAGAGUGGGGACAAUGUUAAAAGACAAAGGAUUGUGGAGAGUCUAAAAGGUCCCGCUGCUGACAUAAUGAGAUUCUUGCGAGCACAAAAUCCCAAUGCCACAUCAAAUGAUUAUAUGCAAGCAUUGGAAACAGCAUUUGGAACCACUGAAAGUUCAGCCGACCUCAGGUUCAGACACAAAUUUCACAGCGAAGGAGAGAAACUGUCAGCAUACCUGCUACGACUGGAUAAACUGCUGCACUGUGUUCUCCGGAAGGGAGGCUUACAUGAACUUCUGAAGGAAGUCAGAGAGGAAGAGGAUAUGCUACAAAGUAGAAAUGACACAAAGAAUGCUGUGAUGUCAAAAGCAGUUACUUCUGUUACAAAGACCUCGCCAGAGAUUAAACCUGACCAUGAGAUGGAAUGA
Molecule: messenger RNA, 975 nt
Organism: Nothobranchius furzeri (turquoise killifish)
Lineage: Eukaryota; Metazoa; Chordata; Actinopteri; Cyprinodontiformes; Nothobranchiidae
Product: paraneoplastic antigen Ma1-like
Source: RefSeq, a predicted model, not a curated record